AGGCUCCGCCAUCUCCCAACCAUUUCCGUUCCAGUCGUCGUUGCCAGGUUCUCGAGUCCUACAAUUCUGUUCUACAGUAGGUUUUCAGCCGGUUUUCAGCAGGUGUUCAGAACACUUCAUAGUUCAGACAAUGGAUCCCCUGGACCUACGCGUCCUGCGUGCGCCGCGCGCCCCAGUGCCUGAAAGGCCGAUGCCGCCGACCCAGCAGCUCAUGCCUCAGGUGUCCUCCAUUGCUCCUACACCGUUGGAUCUAUCAAGACCACCCCCACCCAUCUCUAUUCCUUUUUCAGUUCCACCCCCGUCUUUUUUUUCAAUACCACCACCAGUCCUAUACCCAGUCCAAACUCCAGCCCAUCAGCGUCCACCCCACCUCACCAUACCGCUUUUCCCAUUCCCACCUCCGCCAAUUCACAAUUCACAACCACCCAUUGCUACUGGGGCUACUGGGCUACCGGGCUAUUCCCGUCCCUCAACGAGCUACUAUGGACAUCAGACAAAACCGCAGCCUGGCCCCGCUGCUGUAGAGGAGGUGAAACCUCUGAUGAAGGCUACUGGAGAAAACAUGUGCGGCUGUUCGCAUGUACAGGAGAGGGCUUCACAACAAACUCCCAAACCAUUGCCAGGCGCCACUGGGGCACAUAGAGGAAGUAACAUACCUCUGAUAAUGACCACUGCAGAGAUCGUGGGCAGCUCUUCUGAACAGGAACCUCAACCAGGCCCUGCUUUUUUCGGCUAUUCCUGUCCCUCAACGAGCUACUAUGGACAUCAGACAAAACCGCAGCCUGGCCCCGCUGCUGUAGAGGAGGUGAAACCUCUGAUGAAGGCUACUGGAGAAAACAUGUGCGGCUGUUCGCAUGUACAGGAAAGGGCUUCACAACAAACUCCCAAACCAUUGCCAGGCGCCACUGGGGCACAUAGAGGAAGUAACAUACCUCUGAUAAUGACCACUGCAGAGAACGUGGGCAGCUCUUCUGAACAGGAACCUCAACCAGGCCCUGCUUUUUCAAAGAAGGGAGAGCCGGCGAAACCAGUGAAAAAGUCUGCCAGUAAUGACAGUAGUGCUGUUCCUCCAGUUGCAAUUGCUGGCUGCUCCCGAACACUUCGCAAGAGGAAGGAUACCGGUAAACAGGAUAAGGAAAAUGAAAAAAGAUUUGAUGAAAUUCUGAAUCUCCUUGCGGAUGACGAUGACGAUGACGAUGCGGAGGAAGAGGUGACCAAAGGAGACAAAGAAAGCAAAGCCCCCAAGAAAGGGGCACAACCCAAGAAGGGCAAAAAAGUAGAGACCAAAGCUCCGAAACAGAAGAAGCUUAAACUUUCGAAAUUGCUACCUGAAAAUGAGUCUGAUCAAGAUGAUCCAGAACCCGCUGAGGAUGAUGACGACUUUGAGCCUCGCAAGAAAGCGAAGAAAGAGGUGCCUGCUGCCAUCAAAUUCUUGGACAGGAAAGAAGAUGUUGAAACAAUCUGCCUGAGCGAGGAAAGCGAGAGUGAUGAUGGUGAAACCAUAACUGACACUGUCGCCAACUUGCUUUAUGAAAGUGACGGUAUGGAUGGUGUGACUAGGCAAUGCAUCAUCGCCUAUUUCCGGUGUUAUGAACCAGAACACAAAAGCAUUAGGAGGAAGAAACUCCCACCAUUGCCACCAGUAACAGAAGAGGAUGAAUUGCUGAGGUUAAUCAACACACUACAAGAACCAAUAAAAAAGAAAAUUCUGAAUCUCCUGAAAGAGGCUAAGUUAAAACUAAACAACUGAUUUAAAAGUGUUGCGAGGUAAGAGUUUCAACCUUUAAGUGUAGGCUAUGUCAACAUCUUGACUUAUUUGUUUACUUCUCAUCUAACUUUGUGGUGCUGCUAUGCUCUCCGCAUUUCUCUAAUUUUGUGACACUGUCCUAAGAACUUUGGUGUUUUAAA
Thrips palmi is the source of this 1908-nucleotide messenger RNA. RefSeq names its product pollen-specific leucine-rich repeat extensin-like protein 2. The transcript has 18 exons. NCBI's taxonomy places the organism in Eukaryota, Metazoa, Arthropoda, Insecta, Thysanoptera, Thripidae. The coding region runs from base 131 to 1750 and encodes 539 amino acids. The record is from RefSeq and is a predicted model, not a curated record.